CUUUCCGGCCGCGUCUUUUACGUCGGUUCGAACGGAAGAAUACCUUCCAGGAGGCUAAUUUCCAUAUCAUGGGUUCUCAGCUAUCUCAGCCUCUUGAAAACGUCAAGGUCGCUGCACCCUACGAGGCUCCCUUCCCCUCUAACCCUGAGCCCCUAGCCACACCUGGAGCGCCGACUCCGGCGGAAGCUCCCCAAUUCAAUAACUGCUGGAGCUGUCGCUUGCUCUCCGGGUCGGGGCUCAUAGGGGCGGGAGCAUACGUGUACUGGGUGGCGCGGAAGCCCAUGAAGCUGGGAUACCCCCCGGGUCCGGGGACUAUUACGCAGAUGGUCAUCGGCAUCAGCAUUGCCUGUUGGGGUAUAGUGAUCCUGACAGACCCCAAAGGGAAAGCCUACCGAGUUGGUUGAUUGAAAAUACCACCAGUGAAUUUGUCAUCACCUAUUUCUGUCCUCAUGACACAGAGCAAGCAUGAGUUUAUGGAUGUUCUCGACAGACUUCAGUACCGCACGUAACUAAUUACAAGACUGAAAAGACAAACAUGGGUUGUCAUUUCUUGGCCGUGAGCAUCCUGGCCUUUUUUCUCAGAUCCCACAAGGAUCAAUAAAUCCCUCAAAAAAAAAAAA
Molecule: messenger RNA, 620 nt
Organism: Tupaia belangeri chinensis (Chinese tree shrew)
Lineage: Eukaryota; Metazoa; Chordata; Mammalia; Scandentia; Tupaiidae
Gene: DMAC1
Product: distal membrane arm assembly component 1
Exons: 2
Coding region: 69-404 (111 amino acids)
Source: RefSeq, a predicted model, not a curated record